AUGCCGCCGCCGAGCGUGCCGCCGCUGCCGCAGCGACGCGCGACCCGUCCGCGCGCACUGGGCCGCAGGGUCUAUAGUCGGUCGGUUGCCGCACUUGAAAUGGGCCUGGACGCCAUUGCCGCAUCCGGCCAGGCCGCAAUUGUGGCCCGCUCAACAGCAGCUGGCCGGCGUCCUGUGUUGGUGUCGGAACCUCAGUCAGGAGCCGGCGAUGAAUCAUUCCUGGCGAGUCCACUGACGUUAUCGCCGGCCCAAUCCACCGAAUCCGUAUCCUCAAUUACUCGCUCACUCACACCGAGUCGUCAACAGGCCCCGGCUAGCGCCGCCACACUAACGCCGGGCACUUUGAAGCGCGCCGCACAGGCACCACUGCCACGUACUCCGCGCUUCCCAGCCCCCUUACCGGGUAUUCCUGUGGGACGCUUUCCCUCCCCUCCCCAUAGAGUAGGAGAGAAAACUCUCACAGCGUCCCCGCCUCCUCCUCUGAACAUGCCGACGAUGUCAUCGGGCUCUCCUAUGGAGAUUGGGACAACCGGCCCGACAUACGCGAGCAUGGCCGCGUCCCAAAAAUCCCCAGCGCUCUCACCCUCCACCUGCUCCGCUGCCGUCGCUCCCGCCGCGACUAACGCUAACAUUAAUACGACUGCGACCGUCACUGCAGCCUCUGCCUCCCCCUCUGCUGCUGCCGGCACUGCAAGCGCCGCGCCACCUACCAAACAGCCCAACCGCUACCCCCCUCUCAUAGUGGAGACACUGCCCGACUGGCCGACCCACUUUAGGGAGCUAAAAAAGGUCCUUGGGCACACUCCUAACGGACGUCCAUUUGGCAAGGGUGUCCGUUUUAUACCAAAGACAGACCAGGAGUUCCGACUCAUCCAGCGCUAUCUUACGCAGCUGGAGAGCAACACCGGAAUCUCUUGGUUCUGCUACUCGCUGCCCGCUGAGAGAAGCGUGAAAGUAGCGAUCCGUGGUCUGCCGGCUAACACAGAACCGGCACUAGUGGAGACAGAGCUGCGCGAGCUCGGGUUUACUCCGGAACACGUGCGUGCAAUCCCCGCUCGUCCAGGUAGGCCGGGCUGUCUGAUGUUCGCGCAACUGCAGCGGACUCCGGACCUCAUCCCAGGCAUUUAUGAGGUGAGCGAACUGCUCUGUAUGCCUGGGAUCACAAUUGAGGCAUGGCGCGGCAGAAAGGGGCCAGCGCAAUGCCAUCGAUGCCAGCAAUUUAGGCAUUCCUCCCAAAACUGCCACCGGCCAAUAGCCUGUGUGCGUUGCGGUGAGAACCACUCUGCAAAGGAAUGCCAGCGUCCGCGCGAGGAACCACCAACGUGCGCCAACUGCGGCGGCGCCCAUACGGCAAAUAACGCGACCUGUCCGAUAUUCCGGAAGGAGACGCGCAACCGCCGAGCGGGCACCGUCGCGCGCACUGCUACAAGUGCGCGCGUGCCCGCAACUGAAGCCGAUGCACCUGGCUCGCUCAUGGCUGCCGCCAACCAGCCAGGGCCGACGACUAAACGCCGCCGUAAGCGUGGCAAACGCACCCAAACGCGGCCGCCAGCAGCACAGCCUACGGCGCCACUUUUGGCAGCGCCAGCCACUGCACCACCAACCACUGCACCGCCUACUGCUCUGCCGGCAGCAUCUACCUCUAGGCCGCGCUCUGCACCACCAGUUGCGCCGCAGCCUACGCAGCGUAGCAAGAAGUCCAAGCCCUCCGUGGUCGCCGCCCCCAUACAGGGGACGAAGGCGAAGCGUGCUGGUGGCUAUCCAAGAACAGCGUGA
This is a messenger RNA of Colias croceus (clouded yellow), 1776 nucleotides long. RefSeq lists its product as uncharacterized. The transcript is spliced from 2 exons. NCBI's taxonomy places the organism in Eukaryota, Metazoa, Arthropoda, Insecta, Lepidoptera, Pieridae. The coding region runs from base 1 to 1776 and encodes 591 amino acids. The record is from RefSeq and is a predicted model, not a curated record.